UCGGUACAAUUCAAUUAACAUCUGUCCGGCGGAGAGACACCUUCACAUUCGUCGGAGUAAACCUAAUAUGAUAAUAUGUAUGAAGCAAGUAAUCAAACGCGUGCAACACGACUGACCGACUUUGAUGACAAAGUGCGGCGCGAUUUCUUAUUUGUAUUCCGUACAUCCAGAACACACCCUUGCCGUCGUUUCCAGCAGCACCAGCAGAAGAACCAGAGCUCAUCACAUGUUGUCGAUGGUGGUUAGUCGGAUCCUGCGCUGUUCGCGUCCAACAUCGUACGAUAUGAUACGAUUCGAUAGGAAGGUCGGCCGCCACCCGAUAUGCGACGAUUGUCAGUCGGGAAUGCAUCGGAAUGCAAUCCAAGCUGUUGCACUUCCUAGGUUCUGUCUCUACAUGUCUUUGUGGAGCUACAAGCCGUUGUGCACUUGGUGGAGAUUGGAGAGAAGAUCGAACGAUACAGUCGGGGAUUCCCGUUAAAUCGGAUGAGAAAAUCACAGUUCGAGUAAACCAACCACGUUUUUUCAAGGUUUGGUAGGUUGAGUGGCGAUAGAAGACGUACUGUGAUAUAAUGAGAGUUAAAAGAGAGCCAUGUUACCAAGAGCAAUGGAAUAUUCUAAAACUUCGAAACGAGGUGACGGGAAAAAAAUAGGUCAAAUGCAUUCCCAUUCAAUCGGCACGCCGGUAGAACA
Molecule: messenger RNA, 690 nt
Organism: Armigeres subalbatus
Lineage: Eukaryota; Metazoa; Arthropoda; Insecta; Diptera; Culicidae
Exons: 3
Coding region: 125-478 (117 amino acids)
Source: RefSeq, a predicted model, not a curated record